This is a messenger RNA of Trypanosoma grayi, 324 nucleotides long. RefSeq lists its product as hypothetical. Lineage: Eukaryota; Euglenozoa; Kinetoplastea; Trypanosomatida; Trypanosomatidae. The transcript has a single exon. Bases 1 to 324 code for a protein of 107 amino acids. The record is from RefSeq and is a predicted model, not a curated record.
AUGGCUUGGGUUCUCACCCCCGGAUUUCCCACAGCCCUCUGGCAGCGCAUAAAGUUCGCAGCUCUAAGCACAGUCCACUGCCUAAAUGCCUUUUUUCAGCAGGCGCACCUUCCGAUAGAAUGUGCAAAAAACAAGCCACGAAAAUACACCAUGCCCGUUGAAGACAAAAGUCCGGUGUCAUGGGUGGUGGGAAAAAAGCGCGAUCAGCUGCAAACAAUUGUGCCGGUGAGGUCCCAAGGAAGUGCCCCAACGCCCCCCAAAAGUCCCGUUUUUUUUCUUCCGGUCCAAAGCCCCCUUUCCAUGGAUUUGUUCCCUCGUUUUUGA